Molecule: messenger RNA, 3569 nt
Organism: Klebsormidium nitens
Lineage: Eukaryota; Viridiplantae; Streptophyta; Klebsormidiophyceae; Klebsormidiales; Klebsormidiaceae
Source: the annotation of a GenBank genome assembly
CGCACGUGGCAACUUCUACGAGUAAGUUGUCCUUAUUGUGUUCGAUACCAUCUCCAUCAUCCGAUAUAAGCACACACCCCAGCCAUAAGCUAUGGAGGACGCCAUGGAUGUGGUGAUGCUGGUAAACCAGGUCCAGGCUGCGGCCAAAAACGUGCGCGACCAUAAGCACAUGGUUGUCCAGCUGGCGGGCCGCAUCAGUGCGCUCCAGAGCCUCAUCCUGAGCCUUGUGGAAGACAACGGCCAGGCGUGCCCGUCAGAGUUUCUGGAGCGGUUGCAGGAGGAACUAGAGGCGGCUGUCACGUCCAUCAACCGCUGCACGCGAAGCAACGGCUACCGCGAGCGCUACUUCGAUGACAUCACCAUCGACCUGAAGGACGUCAACUUCCGCAUCGUCAACUGGCUCGGCGACAUGCGCGCGCACAUGGUUUCUGCAGGGAUGCUCGAGGGGCGCGACCAACCGCACCACCAGUCCCGCGCGCUGCGCAUCCUGAAAGAGAUCCGGGACUCUCAGGAGCGCUUCGAAGACUUCGGCUCGUUCGCCGACGCCGAAAUGAAGGACUCCCGCGGAGAGUCCGCGGACCCGAACCGGAAGUCCGUCAGCGGGCGGAAGACGAGCAUGGACCUGCGCCGUGUCCGCCGCUCGAUCGGGGGCGGCUCGCGCCAGGGGAGUCUGAGCAUGGAGUACCGGUCCCGCCCGAACAGCAUCGAGCGGAGCCGUAAUAACAGCUUCUCGUCAGAGGAUAGUCGACGGGACUACCGCCCACGGUCACUGUGGACCGAGUCCGUUUUAGAGGAGGAGGCGCGGAUCGACGAGCUGCGGCGGCGGGCGCGGGCGGAGCUUGGGGAGAUGAACCGGGAGAAAGGCUCGGGAAGGCGGAGCUCGGAUGACUACUACCGGCAGAAGGGGCGGGACUCGAGGGAUUACGCUCGCGGGGAGCGGCGCGACUCGGAGGAGUACUAUCGGGAGAGGGGACGGCGGGAGUCGGAGGAGAUGUACCAGCGUGAGAAAAGGGGGGGGAGGCAGUCGCUGGGGGAGGGGCACGCGAUUUUGGCCCCUGCUGAAGCGGUCAAUUUCCACGACGAGGUCGACCGGGUGCUCGCGGCGCUGGACAACACCGGGGACAUGGACCGGGUCAUUCAGCAAAUCAUCGAGACCCAGACGUUGGGCGAGCGGGAGCGCGAGUUCCUGCUCGGGAAGUCGGAGCGGCUCAAGAAGGAACGCGCGGCGGAGCCGAAGGGCCCCGUUUUCGGGGAUGUUGGCGUCGGGCCCUGGGGCGGCAGCGACGAGGACGCCGAAACGCGAGCGAACAGGGCCCGUCCCGCGGAAGACACCGAGCAGCAGCUGCUGAAGGACGUGGAAGAAGCGCGGAAACUGGCGCGUGAGUUCCGGGACGGCAAGAAGCAGUAUAGAGAGGUACAGGAAGAGCUGCUCGGCUCAGAUUUGGGGUAUCUCCCGCAGACGGUGAAGGAAGAGGCGGCGGUGGCGGUUGUCGAGAUCACGACGGCGCUUGCGGUGGCGGAAUCGGCGACGAUUGGAUCGGAGACGGGGGAGCAGCCGUGGACUUACUCACCCCCCCGGGGCGGUAUGGACUCGAUCCCGGAGGGAUCUAUCGGGGUUCAGACCCCCCUAGUACGAAAGGUUUCCGCAGCCCUAGUCGCGGCCGGUAACGACGCGCCGACUCGGCGGAUGUCUUCCGGGGGUGCGCAGCGGCCGAGUAUCAUUCCGCUCGACCUGCCGAAAGCGGCGCGGCUGAAGCGGACUCGGUCGAACGAGCCGACGACUCUGGAGGACGACAUCGCGGCGGCGCUGAAAGCGCAGCAGGAGGUUGCGGGGCAGGCUGCGGAGAAGCAGCUGGUUGCGGCGCCCGGCGUGAUCGCGAUCGGGCAGAACGGCCCGGUGGCGAUCGGCGCCAAAGGGGCGGGGAUCACCGGGUGGCCGGCGGGGCUGCUGCGCACUGCGAGCAUCCCCCCCGGGCCGGCGUCGCGGACAAAUCCCGAGGCGCUGCUGAAGGAUAAGCAGCGGGAGGAGGCGAGCGUAAUGGAGAAAGUGUACACGGCGCUGAAAGCGGUGAAGAUCGGGGAGUUGAUGAAGCCGGAGGAGUUGCUCGAAGGUGACGGCAAACGGACGUCGUUCUGCGAGCUGCCGACCGGCCCGCGGGUGCUCAGGAAAGACACGAAGGAGGUCAAGAAGGAGAUUGUCAGCUUCAUGGACGAGAUUAACGCCGCGCUCGAGAAAGCGCGCUCGGGACCCCCCCCCGGAUCCGAGAACCUGUCGCGGGAACCCCCCGCAGAGUUCAUCUGCCCCCUCUCAGGCGCGCUGAUGCGCGACCCAGUGCUGCUCAUCGAGACCGAGCACAACUACGAGCGCGUUUACAUCGAGCGGUGGUUCGCGCGCGGGCACCGGGUGUGCCCGGCCUCCGGGGUGGCUGUUCACACCACAACCACGCUGCGCAACCACAAGUUGCGGGGGCAGAUCCUGGACUGGGUGAAGCUGGAGGAGAUCUCCCCCCGAGUGGAACUGGUCCAGCCCCGGGCGGAGGUGCCCCUGUCGUCCACACCACGUGGCACCCCCGAGGGCGUGCCACGUGGCACCUUCGAGGCACGUGGCCCGCCCUCGAGCGGCGCGUCGUCCACCAUCUCGAUGAACGGCCGCCAUGACGACAUCAUACUCGACCUGGCUCCCGACGGGUCGGUUGAAGCGGCGCAAGCGGAGGAUGGGGCUCAAAAGAUUCGGGCGGAGCAGCCGGUUGAACCGGUUACACCGGCCGGGGUUGAGGGGCCGGGUGCAUUGCCCAACGGACGGGGAAAGGAGUCGGAAAUUGGCCAUGAGGUCAGCGAAGCGGGGGCUCAGCAGGAGGAAAAGAUAUCCGGCGCGGAGAUUGUGGCGACCGGUUCCGCGGUCGAAGAGAUUGUCGCAGAGGAGGGGAAGGGAGAGGAGCCUGUCACUGGCGCUGCGGGUGAGGCGGAGUCUUCGAAAGAGGAACAAGGCGCUGAAGCACCGAAAAGGCUUUUGACCGUCACCAGUCGGGUGAAAUCCGCGAUUGAGUUCUUCAAUUCUGCAGCAUUUGUUCCUCCCCAGGCUAGCUAGAAUAUGAAAACGUUGAGUUGACGAUUUGUGUGGUGGGCUUCCAGGAAGUGACGGUCGGGCUGUAAAUGGAUCGCCCGCCAAAUGCUGACCAAGUGUCCGCAUCCCGAUGUAUGUGGAUGCGAGCAAGGGUUGCCACUAACCCUUGGGGUUGCAAACAGUUGAGUUUGAGUUGAUUCGUUUAGGUGUUGUCUUUCCACGUCAGAAACAGUUGCACACUUACCAGUAGCUAGUCUAUUAAACAUAAUGUUGAGGUGUUCGUUUAGUUAUAGUUGGCAGGUCUCAUUUGGGCGGGUCCUCUUUGACAAAUACUAGGAGAUUGUUGCAUCUGCGGAUGGAGCAAAACCUAGUACAUGCACUUGAGGAACUUCAAGAACGUGUGAUUGUUCGCUCGCGUACGCACUCUUCAGUUCUUCGCUUUCAAUGCUGUUGAGCGUUGCCCUGUAAACGCUGUACAAUGCUUCUUUUUAUGCCCGACCGGAAC